Salvelinus sp. IW2-2015 is the source of this 752-nucleotide messenger RNA. Its product is annotated as polymerase delta-interacting protein 3-like. The record is from RefSeq and is a predicted model, not a curated record. NCBI's taxonomy places the organism in Eukaryota, Metazoa, Chordata, Actinopteri, Salmoniformes, Salmonidae.
CAUAGUCUCUUCUCGUUUUUCUCUGUCCAGUUACGAUCACUCACGCUUUUGAGUCAAAGAAGAUGGAAGAUAUUUCUUUGGACGAAGUGAUACGUCGACGCGGUUUCAACAACAAAGAAACAAUUAAAAGGCCUAUGUUCGGCAGGGGUGCUGGAGGGGUCGGGAGGACCUUUGAUGCCCGACAGAAAAUUGGGAUGACAGAUGUCAGACAGAGACUUGGUGGAGGAGGAGGAACUGCUUUUCAAGUGAAGGAUGCCAGAGAGAAACUUGGCCAGAAAGAUGCCCGCUUCCGAAUCCGUGGCGGAGGAGGAGCAGGUGGGGUCCAGGAUGCCCGACAGAUGAUCAACUCACGGAAAGGAGGACCGAAUACAUUUAAUGUUACCCCACAGAGUUUACAGCAGAUACCAGCAGCACAGCUACAGACACAUGUGCAGCAGAUACAGAUACACACUACCAACGACAUUGCCAGUGCAAAUGCCAGGCAGUUUACCCCCAACCUACAAGGAAUGAACAUUAGAGCUAGGGUUACGCAACAGCUGGGGGGUGCACCUAAGAGGAUGAUGGAUGCUCGUGAUAGGCUGAGCCUCAAGAGGAGCAUUGGAGCUCCACCAAGCCAAGGAAUGGUAGCACCCAUGAAGAUCACCAAAACCUUCCAGGUAAGUGAUCAGGCUGACAGUUGGCUCCAAAGUGAUAGUAACCACAGGUCCAGGAUCUGCUCUAAUAUUAUCCAGGCUUAGCUACUAGACAGAAUU